Molecule: messenger RNA, 303 nt
Organism: Strongylus vulgaris
Lineage: Eukaryota; Metazoa; Nematoda; Chromadorea; Rhabditida; Strongylidae
Source: the annotation of a GenBank genome assembly
AUGUUCUAUGCAAUGAUGGAUGCCAUGAACAGCCAAGGAAAGAAGCAGCAGCGGCUUGAGGAUCAACAAGAUCGAAUUGCAGGACUGCUGAAAAGCCUGCUGGAUGAGCGAAAAACGAAAACUUCUGCGUGCCCAAAAGUCCCCGCCACCCGAUUUUGCGAGCUAUGCUGUGUAGCAGGGCACCAGGUUGCAGAAUGUCGCAACAAAGCGAAGAUGGACGUUGGACAUGUAGAACAUGUCUAUAAGAAGAAGGGAUUGAGUAAAAAAAUGCCACUGUAUUCAUUUGUGGUCUUUUCCAUAUGA